This is a messenger RNA of Vigna umbellata (rice bean), 3842 nucleotides long. RefSeq names its product mitogen-activated protein kinase kinase kinase YODA-like. Gene Ontology annotation, biological process: protein phosphorylation; MAPK cascade. Gene Ontology annotation, cellular component: cytoplasm. The record is from RefSeq and is a predicted model, not a curated record. Gene Ontology annotation, molecular function: ATP binding; MAP kinase kinase kinase activity. Lineage: Eukaryota; Viridiplantae; Streptophyta; Magnoliopsida; Fabales; Fabaceae.
UCGAUGUCUUAAGCAGGAGAAAACACACACUCUCUCUUCUCUCUCUCCCUCUCCUUCUCUUCCUCUCUCUUCUUUUCCUUCUUCCGUACACGAUCUCUUUCACUAUCUUCCAAUUCCCAAUUUUUUCAACAUACGCCACUGCAAUCCUCCUUCAUUUUCUUGCAUUUUCGGUUUCUGGGUCUGUUUUCCUUUUAGGGUUCUCAGUGGUUCAGAAAAAAAAAUGUUUUCUUUUUCUUCCCUUUAUCCAUACUCAGAUUUGAGUUGAGCAUCACACAGUGGGGUUGAGUUCAGAUUCACUGGCGUGGAGCAAUUCGCAGGUUUUAGUAACCAUUCAGUCCCUAAUUUCUGUCUCUAACUCUAAUACUGCUUUUGGAAUUAUUGGAUUCUUCAUUUGAUGAGGGUUUUGGCCGGAUUGCGUGUAACUCCAGAUAGUAAUUUGAAGUGAUAGAUAUUCCAAACUAUCAAUGGUACUAAUUUAAGAAACUUGUUUACUGCCUAUACAAAUUACAAAUAUGCCUACAUGGUGGGGGAAAUCAUCGUCAAAAGAAACCAAGAAGAAAGCAAAUAAGGAAAGUUUUAUCAAUUCAUUUCACCGCAGAUUUAAAAUCCCAUCUGAAAGUAAAUCAAGCAGUAGAUCUGGAGGAUCUCGUAGACAUUGCAAUGAUUCAAUUUCUGAGAAAGGGGCUCAGUCUCCUCCUGAAUCAAGAUCUCCGUCACCUUCCAAAGUGGCAAGGUGUCAAAGUUUUGCUGAAAGGCCUCAUGCUCAGCCGCUACCACUUCCUGUCCUGCACCCAUCAAAUAUAAGCCGGGCAGACUCUGAAAUUAGCAUAUCAGCUAAAUCAAGACUUGAAAAAGGCUCCAAACCAUCAUUGUUUCCACUACCAAAACCAGCAUGCAUGCGUGGUAGGUUGAACCCUGCAGAUUUGGAUGGAGACCUGGUCACUGCUUCAGUCUCUAGUGAGAGCUCUGCUGACAGUGAUGAGCCAGUGGACUCUCGCAAUCUUAGUCCUUUGGCAACUGACUGUGAAAACGGGGCUAGAACUGCUGCAGGCUGUCCUUCCAGCUCGAUGCCCAAGGAUCUAUCAUCUACUGUUUCCCAAAUAAAUUCAAGAGAAACCAAAAAACCGGCAAACAUUCUGGGUAAUCACAUGUCUUCUACUUCACCAAAACGGAGGCCUUUAAGCAACCAUGUUUCAAAUUUGCAGAUUCCUCCUCAUGGUGCCUUCUGCAGUGCACCUGAUAGUUCCAAAUCAAGUCCGUCUAGAAGUCCAUUGAGAGUAUUUGGCACUGAACAGGUGUUGAACUCUGCUUUUUGGGCCGGAAAGCCAUAUUCGGAGGUCAAUUUAGGUGGAUCUGGGCACUGCUCAAGUCCAGGUUCUGGUCACAAUUCUGGACAUAAUUCAAUGGGAGGAGACAUGUCUGGACAGUUAUUUUGGCAACCUAGCAGGGGUAGCCCUGAAUAUUCUCCUGUACCUAGUCCCCGAAUGACUAGCCCUGGACCUAGCUCUAGAAUUCAGAGUGGUGCAGUUACACCUAUUCAUCCUAGAGCUGGGGGAACACUCAAUGAAUCACAGACAGGACGGGUUGAUGAUGGAAAACAACAGAGUCAUCGUUUGCCCCUUCCUCCUUUAGCAGUUACCAAUAUUUUACCUUUCUCUCAUUCAAAUUCUGCAGCAACUUCUCCAUCCAUGCCAAGAAGUCCGGGAAGGGCAGAUAAUCCAAUAAGCCCUGGAUCACGUUGGAAAAAAGGAAAACUGCUUGGCAGAGGCACAUUUGGACAUGUCUUUGUUGGCUUUAAUAAGGAAAGUGGUGAAAUGUGUGCUAUGAAAGAGGUGACUCUGUUUUCAGAUGAUGCCAAAUCUAAAGAAAGUGCUAAGCAAUUAAUGCAGGAAAUUGCCUUAUUAAGUCGAUUGCGGCAUUCAAAUAUUGUGCAGUACUAUGGUUCUGAAACAGUCGGUGACAAGCUUUACAUAUAUCUGGAGUAUGUCGCUGGAGGCUCCAUAUAUAAACUUCUUCAAGAGUAUGGACAAUUUGGUGAACUAGCUAUUCGUAGUUUUACACAACAAAUUUUGUCCGGACUUGCUUAUUUACAUGCUAAAAAUACUGUCCACAGGGACAUCAAAGGAGCAAAUAUACUGGUAGAUACUAACGGUCGGGUUAAGUUGGCGGACUUUGGCAUGGCAAAACAUAUAACAGGGCAAUCAUGUCCAUUAUCAUUCAAGGGAAGCCCCUAUUGGAUGGCUCCUGAGGUUAUAAAAAACUCCAAUGGUUGCAACCUUGCCGUUGAUAUAUGGAGCCUGGGAUGCACAGUUUUGGAAAUGGCUACAACUAAACCUCCUUGGAGUCAGUAUGAAGGGGUUGCUGCAAUGUUCAAGAUUGGUAAUAGCAAGGAACUCCCAGCAAUCCCGGAUCACCUAUCUAGUGAAGGAAAGGAUUUUGUUAGGAAAUGUCUCCAACGGAAUCCACACAAUCGCCCUUCGGCAAGUGAAUUAUUGGACCACCCUUUUGUAAAAUAUGCUGCACCUUUAGAGAGACCUAUUCUAGGUCCUGAUGCUUCUUCAGACCCAGCCGUAUCUGGGAUCACACAGGGAGCUACAGCUCUGGGUAUUGGACAAGGAAGGAGUCCUUCUACAUUGGAUUCAGAUAGACUUUCCCGUCACUCUUCUAGGUUUUUGAAAAGUAAUCCUCAUGCAAGUGAAAUCCAUAUUCCGAGGAAUAUAUCCUGCCCUGUCUCACCCAUUGGAAGCCCACUUUUGAGGCCAAGAUCGCCACAACAUAUGAAUGGGAGAAUGUCUCCCUCUCCUAUAUCCAGUCCUCGGACUGCUUCUGGUGCAUCCACACCUCUCAACGGUGGUAGUGGUGCCAUUCCAUUCAGUAAUCACUUAGUUUACAUUCAAGAGGGUCUUGGAAACUUGCCGAAGUCCUCAAAUGGUGUCUACAUUAGUGGCCCUACUCAUCAUGACUUGAAUCUUGACAUUUUUCGAGGAAUGCAACAGGCGCCUCACAUUUCAUCAGAACUGGUUCCAGGUGAAAGUGAUGUUCUAGGGAAGCAGUUUGCACGGUCUCCUCGUAACGAGGCAUAUGAUGUUCAAUCAGUCUUGGCUGAUCGUGUUUGUCGGCAGCUACUGGGGGAUAAUGGGAAAAUCAACCCAUCCCUUGAUCUAAAUCCCAAUUCUUUGCUCAGCCGGGCUAAUGGUUUAUGACAUGGGGCAUUUUCCUUGGUCCACCUUUGUGAGCAAAUCUUUGAAGUUUGUCAGAAUGAUCCAUUCAUUGUUCUAUUUGCUGAGGAAGUAAUUGUAAAAUAAGGAGCCAAAGCAUACGAGAAUCAAUGUAAUAAAUUUUGAUCGGAGAAUAGAGGGAGCUGAGUCAGACUAUUCCAUUUUGCAUGGUUUCCCUCCAGGCUUAUGGAGUUCAGAACCUUUGGGGUGAGGUGACAAACUAAGCCAUACGAUGAAAAUUCCUGACAUUUGAUUUGUCUAUAUCAACUGAAGCAAAUGCUCACUUGUAGCAAAAAGAGAAGCUUAUGUUUGUAUGUAGAAUUUUCAAGAUACAGCAUCAGUGCGUGGAUUUCUCUCUGGUGUCUGAAAUAUGAGAAAUGAUAGGUUUAAUGUUAAUAUUAGCUCAAGGAAUGAAUUUUUCUAAUCAUAUUUAUGCACUUCCUUCAGUUAAAGAAUUCAUGCAAUGACAACUGUAUCUUUUUGAACAUCAUAUAGAUGCAAAAAAAAAGUGAAAUUGGUGCAAAAUUUAGCAUCCAGACUAUUUUUUGGGAGGUGAUAUUGCUGUACAGAAUAUGGGAGACUGAAUUGUGAUUCUGCAUUUAUUGAUGAGAAGCCAAGGAUUUG